Molecule: messenger RNA, 3024 nt
Organism: Ictalurus furcatus (blue catfish)
Lineage: Eukaryota; Metazoa; Chordata; Actinopteri; Siluriformes; Ictaluridae
Gene: slc25a17l
Product: peroxisomal membrane protein PMP34
Exons: 10
Coding region: 3-1001 (332 amino acids)
Cellular component (GO): peroxisomal membrane
Molecular function (GO): FMN transmembrane transporter activity; AMP transmembrane transporter activity; ATP transmembrane transporter activity
Source: RefSeq, a predicted model, not a curated record
ACAUGCAUCUUGGCUACUAUAUAGAAGCUAUCAUUAAGCGUGGAGAAGCAGACAUGGCUUCCAAUGGCGGCUCUGUGGUCGGUCUUCUGUCCUAUGAAACACUGGUGCACGCUGUAGCCGGCGCAAUGGGCAGUGUGACGGCAAUGACGGUGUUCUUCCCUCUGGACACAGCCAGAAUUCGACUGCAGGUGGACGAGAGCCGAAAGUCCAAAUCCACUCCUGUCAUUCUGGCUGAGAUUGCAAAAGAGGAGGGCGUAAUGUCUCUCUAUCGUGGUUGGUUUCCUGUAAUUUCUAGUCUGUGCUGUUCCAACUUCGUCUACUUCUACACAUUCAAUUCACUGAAGCGGCUGAUGGUCCUGGGAAAAGGGCAGUCCACGCCUGGCAAAGAUCUUGUCAUGGGCUUCAUUGCAGGGACUGUGAACGUGCUCCUGACUACACCCAUGUGGGUGGUGAACACUCGGCUGAAGCUUCAGGGAGCAAAAUUUCGGAACGAAGAUCUCCACCAGACCCACUACAAGGGCAUUUUUGACACUUUCUACCAGAUCAUAGCUGAUGAGGGUGUAGGGGCGCUGUGGAACGGCACGCUCCCAUCCCUGCUGCUGGUGUUCAACCCUGCGGUGCAGUUCAUGUUCUAUGAGGCCAUGAAGAGGAGGGCAGGGCGAGCUGGACGCAAGAUUUCCUCACUUGAAAUCUUUCUCAUCGGUGCCAUUGCCAAGGCUAUCGCAACGACGGCCACUUAUCCACUGCAGACCGUCCAGUCCAUUCUGAGGUUUGGCCAACACAAAUCACAAGCAAAGGGCGGUUUACUGGGCAGCGUGCGCAGUGUGGUCAAUUUACUACUGGACAGAAUCAAGCGCAGUGGAGUUCCUGGCCUUUACAAAGGUCUGGAGGCGAAGCUUCUUCAGACAGUGCUGACAGCAGCUCUCAUGUUCAUGGUGUAUGAGAAGAUCGCUGCAGUCACCUUCAAACUGAUGGGCCUCAAUAAGAAGCUGAAGCAUUAACAACAGUUAAGCCUUAAAACUAACCAGAGUCAACCUGCUUCUUUUGUUAAACUCUACAAUGCCGGAUCAUAGCAUUCAUCUUUUUACCAGGGUAUGGGCUCAAUAAUUGCAAAGAUUCACUCAAAUGCAUUUUAAUUUUUAUAAAUUUCAUAAAAUCUUCUAGUCACGUUCACUGUCAGAUUUUUAGAAAUUAUGUAAAAAGCCUAUUUGGAGAACUCUUUUUAACUUAUAAUUCUUAAUUCUGUAUAGGAAACAUUGUAUGAUAUACAGUAUGAUGUACAGAAACUAUCAUUUAUGUUGCUAUAAUUCCUAUUAAUGUCUUACUUUAUUUAAUUUUCUUUAAGUAGUCAGCUACAGUCCCCUCUGAAAGUAUUGGAACAGCAAGGUCAAUUCAUUUGUUUGUGCUGUACACCAAAGACAUUUGGGUUUGAGAUCAAAAGAUGAAUAUGUGAUGAGAGUUUAGGAUUUCAGAUUUUUUUCCUGGUAUUUACAUCUACAUCUGUCAAACAAAAAACAUAGAACCUUUUGUAUCAGACCAUCCAAUUUUUAGCUGAGCAAAAGUAUAGGACUUCACCAGUCUAAAACCUUCCAUUUUUUUUCCCCUGAUAAAGUCCUUUGUUGUUGUGGUGCCGGUGUGUUUUGUAUGGUGCAUGAUGAAGUUCCUCCGGAUUCAUUUGGAUGCAUUUCUCUGUAAAUUGGAAGACAAAAUGUUCCUGUAAACUUCUGAAUUAAUUCUGUUGCUCGAGAGUUACAGCAUUAAUAAAGGUUAGUGAGCCCGUUCCAGAAGCAGCCAUACAAGCCCAAGCCAUGACACUACCUCCACCAUGUUUCACAGAUGAGCUUGUAUGUUUUGGAUCAUGAGCAGAUACUUAAUUUCUCCACACUAUGGUCUUUCUAUCACUUUGGUAGAGGUUAAUCUUGGUUCCAGAACUUUUGUGGCUCAUCUCUCUAUUUCUUUGUGAAUUCCAAUCUGGCUUUCUGAUUCUUACUGCUGAUGAGUGGUUUGCAUCUUGUGGUGUGGCCUCAUAUUUCUGCUCUGUAAGUCUUUUUCGAAUGGUGGAUUGUGAUACUUUCACCCCUGCGGAGGUUGUUGGUGAUGUCAUUGUUGUUUUUGGGGUUUUCUUCACAGCUCUCUUUUCUCAGCUUUAAAAUGGCUUGCUUUUCUCCCAUAGAUAGCUCUCUGAUUUUGGCUUAUCCUUUUUAACAACAAAUGAAGUCUUCACAGGUGAAACUGAAGGUUAAAACCAAGAGUAGAUGUUCAAAGCUACACACCUGGGUAACAAGGAACACCCGUCAGUCACGUGCCAAUAUUUUUGCUCAACUACAAAUUGGGUGGUCUGAUAAAAAUGUGCUGUGUUCUAUAUCAUUUGACACAUCUAUAUAUAAAUACCAGAAAAUAAAAGCUGAAAUUAUAAACUCUCGUCUCAUAUUCAUCUUUUGAUCUCAAACCUAAAUGUCUUCAUCUAAAUGUCUUCAGUCUACAGCAAAAAGAAAUGAACAGCCUUGCCAUUCCAAUAGUUUCAGAGGGGACUGUAUUUUCUUCUUUACAACAGUUCUUUUUUAAAAAACACACGAUGGCCUGUUUUGCUAGCUGUACAGUUCCCACCACUAUUAUAUCCCUCCAAUAUUGGCACCCUUGGUAAAUGUGAGCAAAGAAGGCUGUGAAAAAUUGUCUUUAUUGUUUAACUUUUUUAUUUAUUUAUUUAUUUUUUUUGUAAAUUCACAAAAAUAUUCUGCUGAAGUUCCAGUAGUGUCUGGCAAACUGAAGAUGCUUGAGUUUAUUUUUGGAUGAGAGUAGAGGCUUUUUUCUUGAACCUCUUCCAAACGUGAUGAUGGAGAUUUUUUGGCUACUUGAACCAUCCUCUUCACAGUGCGUUGAGACGAUACAGACACGUGUCCAAUUCCAAGUUGAUUCAUAACAUUUCUUACUUAAUAAUUUCCCUGAUGGUGAAAAUGGGCAUUUUCAAUGCUUGUGCUAUUUUUGCUAUAGUUGAACAAUUUCUUGUUCCUAGUCACCAAGGUC